AUGCGAGUGUAUAACGUUGCUGCAAGACCGAUCGUGGAGAAUGUGCUAAAAGGUUAUAACGGGACUAUCUUCGCUUACGGUCAAACCGGCACUGGUAAAACUUUCACGAUGACUGGUGAUCUGGAAAGAGCGGAGUCACAGGGAAUAAUACCAAAUUCUUUUGCCCAUAUCUUCGAUCACAUCGCAAAAUGUCAGCAAGACAAAACCUUCCUCGUUCGUGUUUCCUAUCUGGAAAUCUACAACGAGGAAUUACGCGACUUGCUAGCAAAGGAUGGACACGGUUUGAAUCUCGAAAUCAAAGAAAAGGCAGAUGUUGGCGUAUAUGUUAAAAAUCUAAUCUCAAUCAUUGUUGGAAGUGCAAGUCAAAUGCAGAAACUUAUGGAAUUUGGCAACAAAAAUCGUGAGUUCUUCACCGCUUUUGCUGGAAUAAUGGCUGAACAUGGCAUGGUUACUCAGGGUAAACUCCACUUAGUCGAUUUGGCCGGCAGCGAGCGGCAAAGUAAAACUGGAGCUGCAGGCGAACGACUUAAGGAGGCAGCUAAAAUCAAUCUUUCCCUAUCCACUCUUGGUAACGUUAUCAGUGCACUUGUGGAUGUCAAAUCUACCCAUAUUCCGUACAGGGAAUUCAGCGUAUUCUUUAUCUACUUAUCCGCUAUUAUCUAUUUUAGGAACUCUAAACUUACUCGUCUUCUGCAAGACUCACUUGGUGGGAAUUCGAAGACUAUUGCUAAUAUUGGUCCUGCAUCAUAUAACUAUGACGAAACUUUGUCUACCUUACGGUAUGCUAACCGUGCCAAGAAUAUUCAAAAUGUUGCUAGAAUCAACGAGGAUCCAAAAGAUGCGCAGCUCCGAAAGGCCAUUCAUAUCGCAUUCUACAAACAAUAUUUUGAAAUCUACGUUAUAAUUAAUCACAAAUUCCGCAGGUACUCGUCUCUACAAGAAGAGGCAGCCGCAAAAACCCGUCGUUUGCGGCGUGUUUGGAGUGAAUUGUGCGAAGUCCGUACGGAACUAACUGAUUCCGAAGCAGAGCAUCAGAGAGAAGUUGAGGGUCUGCUUGAAAGCAUAAGGCAGCUGAGAAAGGUUAGAUUAGACUUAGAAUGA
This is a messenger RNA of Strongylus vulgaris, 1101 nucleotides long. NCBI's taxonomy places the organism in Eukaryota, Metazoa, Nematoda, Chromadorea, Rhabditida, Strongylidae. The record is from the annotation of a GenBank genome assembly.